Messenger RNA from Symbiodinium natans, 1080 nucleotides. The record is from the annotation of a GenBank genome assembly. Lineage: Eukaryota; Dinophyceae; Suessiales; Symbiodiniaceae.
AUGGUCGUCAGCAGCCGCUGGUUCGAAUGUGCCAUUUCUCUUGUCAUCGUGGCCAAUUCGGCGCUGAUCGGGGUGGAGAGCCAGCUUGCCCUGGACAACCAGGGAAUCCAGUGGGCAAACAGAGCGGAGUUCGUUUUCCUUGCCAUCUACAGCGUCGAAAUUGUCAUCCGUGCGAUCGUGCUGCGGUUGAACGCGUUUAGCGAUGGCUGGUUUAUCUUCGAUCUCGUGCUCCUCGUCAGCUCCCUGGUGGAGCAGGUCGUGUCCUUGUCCACCGGCGAGGCCGACCAGCAGAUCAUGAUCCUGCGGCUGCUGCGGCUGUUUCGGCUCGUCCGGACAUUCCGGAUGAUCAAGCAGAUCCGAUCUGUGUGGCGGCUGGUAUAUGGGCUCAUGAACUCCAGCGAAACCAUGAUCUCGGCCUUCACCUUGCUGGCCCUCGUCUUGUACGUCUUCGGGGUCCUGGGGUUGAAGGUCAUCAGCUCAGAUCCUGCUCUCCUAGCCGACCCAGUCACGGCCUUCAUCCUCGAGGAUCGUUUCAGCUCCUUGGGCGUGACUAUGAUGACGCUCACGCAGUUCGUGACGGUGGACUCCAUCGCCGCCAUCUAUCUGCCGCUAAUCCGGCGGAACCCCUGGCUGAUCCUCUAUUUCACGAUGCUUAUCUUGGUCAUUUCCAUAUCGCUCAUGAACCUCGUAACGGCCGUGCUGGUUGAAGCCGCCUUGGAGCAUGCCCGCCAAGAGAAGGAGGAAGAGCAAAAAUUGGCAAACAUCUCUGCGAAGCACAUGCUCCCAGAGAUCAUCAAUCUGUUCGAUGCCGUUGAUGCGGACUGCAGCGGCUACCUUGUGAUCGAGGAGAUGAGCCGCUUCGAAGAGGAGGGCCUGGUCCCGGCCGAACUCUUGGAUCGUGCUUCAGUGGACUCCAUGAGCGAACUUUUUCACCAGCUGGACAUCGACGAGUCCGGGAAGGUGAAUCGCGAGGAGUUCAUCGAGGGUCUUUUGGACAUCUUCCUCAGAGAGGUUCCGAUCUACUCCCUCCAAAUGAUGAAGAUGCUGCGCCUCAUUCGGGAAUCACAGGUGAAGACGCAG